Molecule: messenger RNA, 10728 nt
Organism: Paramuricea clavata
Lineage: Eukaryota; Metazoa; Cnidaria; Anthozoa; Malacalcyonacea; Plexauridae
Source: the annotation of a GenBank genome assembly
UGGCCAUCUGAACAAAUGACUGACUAUUACAACGUGUCUAUCAGAAAGAAAGAUAAGCAAGUAAGUUGAAUUGAGAGGAAAUAGUUGUUUCUAUACACACUUCAUUGCUUGUUGCUCUGUUGUGUGCUGGUGUUUAUAUAAUAGCGUCUUGUAACAGAAUGUCUACUCUGUUCUGGUGAUGUUAAAAUUAUAUAUUUAAUUUGCCUAAAGGCUAAAGUGUUAUAUACCUGGAUAAUGAUGUAGUUGGUUAUUUUAUAUAGAAAUCAGUUCAUGAUUGCUUUGUUUUUUCCAUAUCUAUUUUGCGUAACUCUAAUCUUUUGAUGCUCCUAUGCCCAACAAGAGCAAAAGGUCCCCCGCACGGGCUAAAGGGUCCCCUGCAGCCCUCACCCGCUGCUUGAGAUCUGGACCCCUGAAAUGGGACGUCAGAUAUCUAGUCUUUUGGAAUAUACGCUUUCAGUAAUUGUUUCACAAAUCUCUCCUGGGCCCAGGAGCCUCGUUCUCAUGAAUUGUGAGCAAAUUGCAUUUAGUCUUGAUUCAUGAGAUUAAAGCUCUCACUUCCGGAAGUAUUCAACUAUUUGUGGUGUAAUUAUUGAAAUUUUUAUGAUUUCAUCAAUUCUCAUUGAUCUAUGAGCUUUGCAACAUUCAAAUAAUAAAACUAUUUCAUAAAAGUAUGUGAUGUUGCAUUCCAAUUGAAAAUAAGUCUUCAAAGAUUACUAUCAGGUAACAUGUUUUGCACCAAGACAUGCACAUAUUCAGUCGAGAACAAGGUUGCAUUUUAUCCUGCCUAACUCAAGAUGAGUUUAUUUGCUCAAGUGACAAGCUCAGGUGCACUUUUGAUAUCUAAUGGUUCACCAAGUCUGUGGUUGAAAAAUCCACUGGUGAAAAAACCCUUUGAGUUGCAGCACUCUCCCCUUGAGUGGUAAAAUCAUCUGGCAUUAGACAGAGUAAAAUAAUAAAGUAGAGCACAUUGCCACUUAAAGGAUUAACAGGAUGUAUGGGCAGAUUAACAGUCUGAUUAACCAUUAAGUAGCAGCACUGUCCCCUUGAAGAAUAAAAUUUAAAAAUUGUCUGGUUUAGACAGAGUAAAAUAAUAUAGUGGGGUGCAUCUGGGCACAUUGCCACAAGUGUUGUUAAUAUAAUAUUAAGUUCUUUGUAGGUUUGCAUGGCAGGGCUUGAAAUAACAGCUGAUCAACGAUCCUUAUGAUCGGCAAGAAAUUGCUUAUGAUCAGCAAGAAAUUGCUUAUGAUCGGCGGAAAAGCAGGGUUUCUAACCUGAAAAAGCAGGGAAAGUCAUGACUGCCGAUCACCAUGAUCGGGAAGUCUGGGAACGUUAUUUCAAGCCCUGGCAUGGCAAUAAAACAUAUAAUUAAUAAUACUAUUGUUUGUGGAAACACCACAUAAAUUUAUUACUGCAAAACUUUCGACCCAUAAGACCGGAUCUUCAUCAGUGCUAAUUAGAUCCCGGCUUACAGAUCGAAAGCUUUGCAGUAAUAAAUUUACGUAGUGUUUCCACAGACAAUAGUAUUAUAAUAUAAUAUUGUUGACUAUCUACAGGCUUUAAAGACUGAGUUUGGUGUGCACAAAAGACAAGAUAAAACUCUCACAUCACAGACUACAACUUGGUUGAAAUAGUUGCAACCAAAUGCAAACCAGGCUUCAUUUAAAAACCUUGUGUUUAUUAAAACAAAAUCCAAAUUACACCAAAAGACUUUCUCCAUGAAUGAACAUAACAUGAUUUUUAUUAUUUUAUACUAAAUUUACAUUACCAGUUAAAUUUAUUUUACUUGUAUAAAUAUUAACACAACAAAGUCUAUUUUUUUGCAUAUUUUUACACAAUGUUCUUACACAAUCCUUCAUUGGACAAUGUUUGUGACACAUAUUGUCUGUAAUUAUGACAUUCCAGAUGGUUGAGUGGUUUCCAGCGAUGAAUCAAACUGACUUUUGUUUUUCAAUAAAUAACUUGCAAGAUAUUCAAUUGGAUUUGGAGGCCUGUGAAGAAAGGAAUAAAGCAAGAUAUUUAUAAUAUUAGCCAGAUGGAAUAGUUCAUUCCAGAAAAAAAACAUCCAUACCUCCCCCAUGGAGGAAAUAGAAGUAACAACCCCCCACCCUCUUUGGAUGUCCUAAUACAUUUACUGUUAUCAGUUUUUCUCUCCUCCCCCUCCAACAGUAAAAAUUUCCUCAGUGGGGGGGGGGGGAGUGUGAAUUGUUUCUGGAACAACCCAACACCAACACUGAAGGGCUACAACACUGUCCAUGUCAGAAAGGAUUUUGUACAGAAAAUAACUGGACAACUGUCCAUAUUAGAGAGGUGUACAUAUGGAGAAGUUUGGCUAUUAUUUCAAGUAUUGCUUGGUCAUGUAUAGAAAGUCUUGUCCAGCAGUACAGAACCUUUCUUUAGAUAAAGUUGACAAAGCUUGAAGAAGGAUGGGAACAACAGUCUGGUCCAAAUAAGCUCUUGUGGGAAGUGACUGCACAUCAAUUUUUGGCACUCGUUUCUCUGCAUCAUCUUUCUCUUUCUUCACCACAGCCUGAAAAAACAAGUCAAGAAAUAUGUCCAUGAAACCAUAGCAUGAUCUCACGAAUAAGGUUUCAGUUACUGUCAUUGCCAGCCACAACCUUGCUCCAAUAUCUUGACACAAAUACCUACCUCAAUUGAUGGUGUUACUCCUGGCUGGGACACUUGGUUUGCAGUUGUUGUCUGUCAGUGAAAACAAUAUAUUGUGUAACUGUAACUAACAUAAUUAACAAAAGUAGCGAGGAGGGAGUAGUGAGGAAUAAAGGGGUGAUAGAGUAGGACUGAAACUAGGUAUGAACAAGAAUGCAUCAAGGACCAUCAUGACUACUCAACAAUUUAAAUAUUCAGGGGGUUGUCAAGUUUUACCCAUAUUCCCCAAAGGGGGGGGGUGAAACUUUAAUGCCAAAACUUUAUUCAAACUGCUGUCAAAUGGUGAUUGCUAGAUAGUAUACUUCAAAAUAAGGUUUCCGUUUUUAUAACGUAGAAAAAACUAUCCUAACGCAAAACUAAACCCUAACCCUAAUACUAAACCUAACCCCCAACCUAACCCUAACUUAUUUUAAAAAUAGAAUAAAAACGGAAAUCUUAUUUUGAAGUAUACUAUCUAGCAAUUGCCGCUGUCUGCCAAAUCAUUCAUCAGUUUUGAAAACUUACUGUCUUAUGUCUGUCUAUCGCUACCCCCAUUAAAUGUGAUUAAAUUUACCCAUAAUUUAAAUAGGUAUUUAGUCAUUUAGACCAAAUGUUAUUCAAUUUUAUGUGUAAUUUUGUGAACUACACAUGUAAUUGGAUAUAAAAAAUUACAGCAGACUAACAAAACCACGGCAUACAAAUCUACCUCUGUAAUAAAUGCUUUGUUUUUAUCAGUCUCUGUAUUGGCGGCAGUGCUGCCGUCCCCUGCUGCUGUUUCGGCCUGUUUUUCUUGCGUUUUUUCCUCUGAAACUGCCGUCGCGUCGGUCAUUUCGGCUGAAAGGUUAUCAAAUAACAUAUUCUAGGUUUUAAAACUGUCAAAAUAUUUAAGAUGCGAGAGAUAAAGGGCAUUUCCUACCGUCUGUUGGGACUAAAUUGUCUGCCAUCUUUGUUUCCACGGUGCUUCACUUCGGAAGUGAACGGAAAUAACCGGAAACGCGGGAACCACUGAUCUCAAAAUAGAAUUUUAAUAGCACUGGAUAGAUCUUUCUGAAUUUUGAAGACUUUGAAGAAUAUUUAUAUUUAGGCGUUUAAAUUAGUUUUACACUACUACCAAGCAAAUGUCUACCUAAUUUGAAAUAUGUACGAGUUUUUAACAAGUUUUAUUCCAAGUGUUGUGACAUCAUUAGUUAUUUACAGGCAAAAUAAUGAAGAGAAGGAAUGAGAACCAAUUUUUAUCUAUACAAUAUAUUAUCACCAAAAUUCUGGUGACAACCACAAACUUUGAAAAUCUCCUCAGUACGUGCCAAAAAUUAUGCAAAAAUGAAAAUGCAUAUUACACGAAUACACGUCACAGUACUAUCCAGUGGUACAUGAGAUCAGUGCAAGUGCUGGAGCUACGGCAUAUUCCGACUGGUUCCGAUUCUUACAAAUCGAAAAUUUUGAGAAUUGUGUAUUUUGUAAUAAUGUAUAUUGCUCUAUAAUCAAUAUUUCUUUCAUAAAUAUUGGUCUUUUUAUUCACUUUAUUGUUUUAUAUUGUUGUUUGAAUACAGAAUUCGACAUCUGACAGCAAUAUGUUGGAAGAGGACAAGGUAAAUAUGAUUUAAUUGAUUAUAUAAUUUAAUAUGUUAUUGACUUCUAAAUUGUUGAGAAUGUACAAUGCCUAGAUUGUUACAACUUCCGUGUUAACAGUUUUGAAAGCCUUCUAAGAAUCUGUUAAUGCUAAAAGUUGUUUAAAAUGGCAAUAUAAUAUUUCAGAGUUUUCAUAUGAAGUAGAUUUAUGUCCAUAUCACAUGAUUCGAUCCAGAUUUUUGGAUAAAUAUUUCCUUUUUUGCUUCAUUGUGAACCAAUAAUGAGAUCAAUUCAAUGUGUCAGUUGUAAAAUUCUUGAUAUGGUACAAGCUGAUAAAAGAAAUUGAGGAAACUUGACAAGACUCUCCCAAGUAAAAUUGUGUGAUGUCAGAGAGAGUAAUAUAAAUAAAGUAGGAUUGUCCAUUUGCUUGUCAUAGCACAUACCUAUGCAGCUAGAACAAUGAAUGUGUGGUCACUGCUCAACAACUGGACUCUGUAGCCCAGUUGGUUAGAAUGUUGCCCUGGAAUUGCAGUGUGAUUUCUGCCAUAGAGCCUGUAGUUACAUUUGUCACAACUGCUGCCAUGCCAGGCUGCAAAGUUUGGAAAUUGUGCGCCUGAGAUUUCUAAAAUUUAAUAGUAAAUAUAUAGAAAGCUGUGCAGAAAAUGCAGUCUGGCUGCCAUGUCUAAAAGUGUAUAGAAAUAUAACAUACUUGACAAGUGACUAUUUGGUCUGAUUUGACGUGACAGGGUGCUGCUAUAGUCAGUGGUGCCCGGUAAGAUGCCUACUUCACAAUUUAGGUCUUUGUUGCAAGAAACUUAAACAUUGCCAGAAUUCUAAUUUCCUUGUGUUGUCCUAGAAGGAAGAGCGAACAACAUCUGUGGACUUAUCAACUGAUUCCUCGUUAGUCAUCGAUAUUUCAGAUGCACUUAGCGAGAAGGAUAAAGUCAAAUUUACUGUUCACACAAAGGUAUGAGAACUUUUUACUCAAAAUCCUUUCCACAGGUGACUAGCUCAGGUUGAGUUGAGGGCAUGUGUACUGGGGUGCUACCAAAUAUAUCACCGUUUCUUCUGUUGUAAAAUGAUGAUGUCACAGAGACCCGAGGAAGAUUUUGCUCUGGGUUCCAUGAAAUCUUUUGAAUGGCUCGGCAUGAAUCUAUCCAUAUGACAACCAGACAUUUUUGUAUUUCUUAUUAAUUCUAGACAACUCUACCAGACUUUAAAAGCAGUGAUUUCUCAGUCGUCCGUGGUCAUGAAGAAUUCGUCUGGCUUCAUGACCGAUAUGAAGAGAAUGAGGAGUAUGCUGGAAUAAUUGUAUGUCUGUUUUACUGUGUUAGAUGUUUUAGUGAUCAGGACAGGAUUUUUCAAUCAGCAUCUAAAAUUAAUUUUAGUAAUUAUACAUCAUUGUUUGGCUUUUGAUAACUAGCCUAUAUUUCAUUUGUUGGUCAAAAUAUCUAGCUCAAAAUUAGUGUGGCCUACAAUUUCUGAAAAUAAUUGAAAAAUGUUGUAAUGUGCACCCUGUUUUUGUUCUGUUGUACCUCCUAUGGAAAGUAAGUUGUGAUUCUUUUUAUUGCAGAUCCCCCCUGCACCACCAAGGCCUGAUUUUGAUGCAUCAAGGGAGAAACUUCAAAGAUUAGGAGAUGGUGAGUACAUUUUUUACAGUGAAAAUACAAAAGCUUUCCCACUUCCAGAAGGUUGUAAAGUGUUUACAUUCACUGUAAUUUGUUCUGUAUUACAGUAGCAGUUACCGAUUAAUUUAUAGAUAAAUACUGUGAUAAAAUUGAAAUUUACAGUGAAAAUACAAAAAGUGUCCCACUUCCGCUUCUGUAGUUUGUUGUGAUUUACUGUAAUUUGUUCUGUUUUUCUGUAGCGAUUACCGAUUUAUUGGCAAAUACCGUGAUAAAACUUAGUUUUCUCUACUUUUUAAAUAUGAUAAUUUGUAGCAAAGGGAAAUAAUCCAUUUUUCGUUAGUUUCAUUGCAUAAAAGGUACGAAAUUUAAAUUUUAUCGCAGUAUUUGCCGAUAAAUCGGUAAUCGCUACAGAAAAACAGAACAAAUUACAGUAAAUCACAACAAAUUACAGGAGCAGAAGUGGGACACUUUUUGUAUUUUCACUGUAACAUCUUAUAUAUGUGUUACAAUGCAGUGAGUCUAACAAAAAAUGCAACCUUUGCAACAAAUUAUUAUACAAAAACAAAGAAAACUGCAUCUUGCAUGUUGCUGUAUUUGCUCAUAAUUUAGUAACUGCUACUGAAAAACAGAACAAUUUACAGAAAAUGACUGUGGAAUUAGUGGGAACAUUCUUGUAUUUCACUAUAAAAUAAGUAACAAAUGUCUAAUCUGUGAUUUUUUUAGGUGAAGGAACAAUGACAAAAGAAGAAUUUUCAAAAAUGAAAGCUGAGCUGGAAGCGUAAGUCAUCUUCAUAUUUGUCAUCACAAUAAAAUUGAAUAAAUGUUGUACCAUGACGUCUAAAAAGUCUCAAUUGGUGGGAUUUAGUUAGUAGUGUGGGGCACUAGAUCAACUUGCAUUUAUAAGAAUUUAUAAGAACAAAUACAUCUCAAUUCUAUUUGUUUGUUUAAUUCAAAUGGAAGACUACUACAUCAGGGUUCUCCUUAUCAGGCGGUAACCGGUAAAAUUUACCGUUUCCACGAGCACUGAUUACCGCCUGGAGAAGCCCAAGUUAAAUAUACGUUUGUGUACAUUUGUUAAGAAAUAAUUAGUAAUAAGGUGUGAGAAAAUUCUUAAUAUAAUAACUACAGUGAAACACGCAAUUUUAUUGGUCAAUAGUUGUGCAGGAUCAGGCUAUCCUGCACGAGGAAAUAUAAUGCCUUCGCGGGAUUUUCAAAAUGUCAUAGUUUCACUGCAGUUAUUUUAUAAAACAAUUACCAAAUGGUUUUCCAAGCAGGAUAGCGUGAUCCAUGCACUUGGGAUGUUGCUCGACUUUUGGAAAAGUGUGAAAAUACACUCGCCUGCAGCUCGAAUAUUUUACGCUUUCCGAAAGUCUCGCGACAUCCCUCGUGCAUGGAUCACGCAAUCCUGCACGGAAAACCAUUCGGUAUUCCUUUAAUAAUCAAUCAAUAAGUAUUGCUGAAAUUCCACAAUAUUAAUUAUUUAGCAUCGAUAGAUUGAAUACAGAAAUAUCCUAUAAACCCGAUCUGUGAACAAAAUUUUUUGGCGGAAUGAUUAUAUUAUCAACCCAGCGUGGGCUUGGGGACUGAGUUAUUAAAUUGGCGUGUGUUUAGAAAUCUUUAGUAUUCUAUAAAAGUUUAAAUCUUCCCUCAAAAUGCAGGAAAUGGUAUACCCUGUUGGUAUACCCCAGACCCCCUAGAGGUUUGUAUAGGUGCGACUUGAUGCUUAUACCUGUUGAAAAACCUGUUUUACCUGUCCCACUCACAACUAUGGAGAACCCUGCUACAUAUGAUAAUUUUUCUCACUCUGUUAACUGUCAGACUGUCAGUUUGUACCAUCUGCUGCAUGAUCAAUGCUUAGCAUCUGUUCGUAAUAUCCUAGUUUCUAAUUUCUUCCACUAGAGAGUAUUUAGCAACGUUUAAGAAGACAGUUGCCAUGCAUGAAGUGUUCCUGUGCAGACUGGCGGCUCACCCAAAACUUAGGAAAGAUGAAAACUUUAAAGUGUUUUUGGAAUACAAACAGGAGGUAAAAAAGCAAAUUAAAGUUCACAAUAUAGACAUAUUUUGUAGAGAUGAGGUGGAAGACGCCUUUAGUUUUACGUUAAGCUGUUAACAUGGCCAGCUUGCAUACCAAAUUGAGCCAUUAAAGAUGGCAAACUUUUGAAAGUUCAUUCUAUGAACUUUAAACAUGGUCUACUGCAAAUUGAAUGCAACUUAAUGUUGCAAAAUGUAAGGAACUGGUUAUUUACUUUGGGCAUGAAUUUUACCCCAACUCAUGCACAUUUUCUGGAAGCAACUGGAAACAGUUCAGCAUGCUAGAAUUCUUGGCUUAAUAUCAGACGUCCUUAAGUGGAACGAAUAUAUUUUAUAAUCCAGCCUACAUGUUCAAAACUUCCUGUCCGUCUGCCUUGUACCCAGGCGUCUCUUUGUAGUAAAACAGCGAUGCGCAUAUGACAAGUUUACAUGAAGUACAGUAUUGUAGUGGCGAGAGAAGGCCGAAGGGUCCCUUCCCAACACUGCCUAAAUACUUCAUGUAUUAUAAUUAUUUUAAAGCGCCUGGGUACGAGGCAGCCUGUUCGUGAUAUAAUUUCCUUUCACUGUGUAGCUGUUUCUGACCCCUCCGACCCGUUCAUCAUGGUGUCACUGCAUAUUAAUCUGACAGUAUUGAAAGAGAAGCGAAUUCUAAUUCUAAUUUGCCAAAGUCAGGACUACGACCUAAGUCUGGAGUAUAUAAUUGACAAUGCUCAUACUAUCUUAGCUUAGGUUUCUCAAUGAUUGUAAAGUUGCUGAUGCAAUUAAUUUGUAUUUUUUUAAAUAAACUAUCAAACGACUAUCAAACUGUACUUUGUGGCAAUUAUUAAAACCAUUUGCAGCAAUCCUGACCAAAUUGCAUGACAUAUUUACAGGCUCCUCCAUUUACUGUUUGGAGUACUCCUGAUUUUCGGAACGUUCACAGAAUCGAACUGAGGCACUGUCACGUGAGUGUUCUGAUUGCCCUACUCAACUUCUACUCAACUUCUACUCAACUUCUACUCAACUUCUACUCAACUUCUACUCAACUUCUACUCAACUUCUACUCAAAAGUAGGAGCAGUCAAAACAGUCAUCUGACCGUUUUCAGUUUGGUUCUAUUAGUGCUUCGAGUCCGGAAUACUCCGAACAGUAAAUAGGGCAGCCUGGUAGUUAAUUGAAUUCUAUUUAGUUAAGUGUGAGAGGAAAAAACAAGAAGGAGAAACUUGGAGGUUUUCUCAAAGGUUUUGCCAAAGGAGUGGAUGAAGUUUUACUUUCAAGUCAAAAGGUAAAUUACAAAAAAUUGUAGGUCCUUGUGAUUCAGUUUCUGAAAUGUUGUAAUUAUUGUAUGUUCUAGGAUGCUGAUGAUUUCUUUGAGGGAGAGAAGAAGUUUCUGGUGGAGUAUCAUAGCAAGUAUGUUUGAUAAAAAUUGGAUGCAAACUUCUAGGCUGAGAUUACACUCGAGAUUUUCAUCUACAAUUUUCAUCUACUGUUAGUUGUAGCGAGAUGCCCAAAAUUCUCGGUGUUGAACACUUUAUAUCCUCUUAAUUUAGACUCCGAGAAGCGACGAAGCAGUCGGACAGAAUGACGCGAUCACACAAGGGAGUUGCAGAUUGUUACAUCAAGAUAUCAACCUGUAUCACGGCUUUAGCAACGAGUGAAGCGACAGAUUUUGAAAAGUAAGUUUUAGAACUUAUUUGUAUCAUAUGUUAGGGGUAUUAUCAAUCAAUUGUACAAUGCCCCUUCUCUACUUACAUUCUAAUUCAAUAACUGUCUUUAUUUUUCAGAUUUUUUAACAAAGUUAGCGACAUUUUUGAAAAAGUUCGGGUAGGUAAUAACAGGUGUCAAGCCCCGCUCAAACGAUAGUUGAUGAAAGUUUGCAUGAGAGUUUUCUCAACUUUCAUGCCUCGGUCAAACGAGAACAAGAGUUGCAUGAGAGUUGAGAAGCGAGAGUUUGCAUGAGAGUUUUCUCAACUUUCAUGCCCCGGUCAAACGAGAACAAGAGUUGCAUGAGAGUUGAGAAGCGAGAGUUUGCAUGAGAGUUUCCUCAACUCUCAUGCCCUGGUCAAAUGAGAUGAAGAGUUGACGAGUGUUGACUGGAUAUUUUCGCGCACGUAGCGAAAAUUCUCGUCAACUCCCAUCAAAGUUUGAACCAGUUCAAAGUUGAUGAGACUGCAUGAGAAUUGAUGAAAGUUCGCGGUGAAAACUAGCGAGAGUUACAACUCUCGUCCAUUCUCAUCCUCGUUUGACUGAGGCUUUACUGAAACGUCCAUGCGUUGUAAAACAAUAAUUGUUGAAUAUUUCAGAAAUUGGAAGGUCGUGUGGCGUCCGAUGAAGAUCUCAAGUUAUCAGAUCUGCUGCGUUACUACAUGCGAGAUACUGAUGCUGCCAAGGCACUUCUGUACAGGAGAGCAAAAUGUUUGUCAGAGUUUGAUAACGCCAAUAAAGCGUUGGACAAAGCUAGAGCGAAGAAUAAAGACAUUCCCGGUGUAAGUGAUGGUGAUUACUAUGAAGUUGUGUCGUAGCUUUGUGAUGUGAUGGUGAUGAUGAUGGUGAUGAUAGUCGUUAUGAUGGUGGUGAUGAUGAUGGUGGUGAUGAUAGACGUUAUGAUGAUGGUGAUGAUGAUGGUGGUGGUGAUGGUGAUGACAGUCGUUAUGAUGAUGAUGAUGAUGAUGAUGAUGAUAGUCGUUAUGAUGGUGAUGAUGAUGGUGGUGAUGAUGGUGAUGAUGAUGAUGGUGAUGAUGGUGGUGAUGAUGAUGGUGAUGAUGAUGAUGAUGAUAGUCGUUAUGAUGGUGGUGAUGAUGAUGAUGAUGAUGAUAGUCGUUAUGAUGGUGAUGAUGAUGGUGAUGAUGAUGGUGAUGAUGAUGGUGAUGAUGAUGAUG